UGUUCGGGUGUCUUUGUCCGACGAAGGUUGCUCGUCGUCAAAUCAAGCAACCACCCGAUUGUCAUAGGUUGGUCGUUUUCACCUCUGCAAAGCCAAUGGCGGAAAACAGAGAAGAAGUAGAUCCGGCCGAGGCCGUUUCUACAAGCGUAGCUGCCAAGAUUGGGACAGACGCAGCCUGGAGACCGAAGCUCAAAUACCACAUGGUAUUUUUCUUGUCGCUGGCUCAUUUUCUGGCAUUGGUUGGGCUUGUCUUGACCCUGAGGCACUCACAUCCGCUUAGAAUUCUUCUGGAAGUAGUCAUCGGAUGGCAGAUUGCAGGACUGGGAAUCACAGUCGGUGCUCACCGACUGUGGGCUCAUCGCUCCUUCAAGGCCAGUGCACCUGUCCGUCUCGUUCUUAUGCUCAUGAGCUGUGCAUCCCAUCAAGGCUCAGUCUACCAUUGGAGUCGCGAUCACCGCAUUCAUCACAAGUUCAGCGAGACCGACGCGGAUCCACACAACUCCCACCGUGGAUUCUUCUUCUCACACAUGGGUUGGCUGAUCCGGGAGAAGCACCCACUGGUCUUGAAGAAGGGCAAAGAACUUGACAUGAGUGAUCUUGAGGCAGACCCAAUUAUCAUGUUUCAGCAUCGUAACUAUCUGUGGAUGAGUUUCAUUUUCGCCUACUUCUUACCCGGCCUGUUUGGUUACUUUGUCCAUCAAGAUUUUUGGCUGGGUUUCUUUGCCCAUGGAUACCUGCGUCAUGCUGUGCUCUUGCAUGCAACCUGGAUGGUGAAUUCAGUGGCCCACGCUUACGGCAACAGGCCUUAUAGCCCCAAUAUCCGCCCGGCACAGAGCCUCCUGGUGGCCGUGUGUGCACUUGGCGAGGGAUGGCACAACUGGCACCACACCUAUCCGUUCGACUACUCCACCAGCGAGUAUGGCAUCUUCGGCGAGUACAACCCCUCCAAGCUCUUCAUUGACGUGUGCUGUUUGUUUGGCUUAGCGUCGGGCCGUCGGCGCGCUACACAUCUGUGGGAGAAGAAGAAGCUGCGUCUUGCCGAGCAGAAGGCACAGUAAGAUCAACACUGAGACAUGAGAAAAUACAAAACCGUAGGACAUUAUCAAAAUUAGUGUAGGUGGAGCAUCAUUUUUUGCCUUUGAUACAGAUUUGCAGACACUUGCACUGCCAAUUUACGUGUACACUGCCAUUUUUGCAGUUGGCUGUUACCGCUUCUGUGUGUGUGUGUGUGACGGUUGGCUUACAAACAGGGAGUUACUUUGCUGGAGUGCGCUGGAAGCAUAUGAAUAAUUUGAGUCUGCAAGAAUAUUGCUCCUUUCUAAACCAGUCGUUCUUAAAAACAGCGUCAACAGGAUUUCAUAUUCAAUAAUUAUAUUUUCUGCCAAAUGCACGUCGCAAACAGAACGUAGCAUAAUACAAUGUAUCUGAUCUCAUUGAAAUUAUUAGCACCAGAUAUUGUCCUGGCCCUUGGAUUGCAACCACUUAGCCACGGAUUUGAAUCUGCCAUGUGUGCAUUGAUUUAUUAAUUCCCUUUUUUUUACUUGACCGUUUCAACAGUUUGGCCAUUCGCAGCAUCUGACUUGGCAUAUUGAAUGAACUGCAAUCUUGAAGUUCACCAGUUGCUUAUGAGGCCACGCCGUAUUUUUUCUG
This is a messenger RNA of Sycon ciliatum, 1650 nucleotides long. RefSeq names its product stearoyl-CoA desaturase 5-like. Gene Ontology annotation, cellular component: endoplasmic reticulum membrane. Bases 96 to 1058 code for a protein of 320 amino acids. Gene Ontology annotation, molecular function: iron ion binding; stearoyl-CoA 9-desaturase activity. The record is from RefSeq and is a predicted model, not a curated record. Lineage: Eukaryota; Metazoa; Porifera; Calcarea; Leucosolenida; Sycettidae. The transcript has a single exon. Gene Ontology annotation, biological process: unsaturated fatty acid biosynthetic process.